GUAAAAAAAUAAUAAAGGAUGAAGAGGGUAAUGAUUUAAAUAAUCAAAAACAAGAAGCAAUAGAUAAGAUUAAAGAAGCAAUACUAGAUAAGAUUAAUAAAGCAAUAAUACUAGAUGAAAUUAAUGUGGAUUUAAUAGGAGUAAAGAUUUAUUAUGGUCGAUCUAUUUGGAUGAAUCGUUUAGCCCAAGUUUCAAUAAUUUUACAGAAACAUAUUUUGGAAAUUAUAAAACAAGAAAAGACUUCUUGGAGUGAAUUAACUAAAACAUCUCUAAAAAAUUAUUUAAAUUCUUCUCAAAAUUCGGAAAAAAGUACUAUAGAAGAAAUAAACGAAAAAACAAUAUUUGAUAUCUACACGAAGAAAGUAAAUGAAAGUAAUUCGCAAAGAUUCGGAAAUGAACUGUUUUCGAAAAAAGGAAAAAAUAAUAAAACAGGAUUAGGCUUUAUGACACCACAAGCAUCGCCACUGAGAGUUUUUACGAAUAGCUUGGGAUGUAAAGAUGUUGGGGAAUGUUCUUCUAAAAAUAAUGAACAAAAGAGAUAUAGCUUUAGCUUUGCUUCUCCCAUCAAAAGUUUUGUUGCAUCACCACGUCGUUUUUUUAGUCAGAAGAAAGAUUCAUUUUCUAAAUCUGGAAAGAGGUAA
Molecule: messenger RNA, 641 nt
Organism: Meloidogyne enterolobii
Lineage: Eukaryota; Metazoa; Nematoda; Chromadorea; Rhabditida; Meloidogynidae
Source: the annotation of a GenBank genome assembly